This is a messenger RNA of Brassica rapa (field mustard), 2007 nucleotides long. RefSeq names its product UDP-glycosyltransferase 73C3. The record is from RefSeq and is a predicted model, not a curated record. NCBI's taxonomy places the organism in Eukaryota, Viridiplantae, Streptophyta, Magnoliopsida, Brassicales, Brassicaceae. Gene Ontology annotation, molecular function: UDP-glucosyltransferase activity.
UGAAAUGAACGUUGAAGUUUCAAAGACAAUUUGAUUUUGGUAAUGUCCGAGAGAGUUAAAAUUGAUUUUGCGUCUUGCGCAUCAAGUAUCUUAAUUAAUUUUAAUUACCUCUUAGUAACUUUCAAGGGAAAUAAAGGACACUAGGAGACGCAGAAUAGUCACAAAAGGACAACAGAAGAAAGUAUUGGCCAAGAAACGUCUUCUUGAACGUAGUAAUCUGUCUUUUAUGUCAACAAUAUUAUGUGUUGCUUGACGUCAUGUACUACAUCAGUUUGGUCUUAUACAUCUUAUAUAAGCCAACGAUCAGUCGAUCACACACCCACAACACAAGCAAAACAAACUUGAAAGUUGAAAUCACUAUGGCUUCCCAAAACUCUCAACAACUUCAUCCUCCUCUUCACUUUGUUCUCUUCCCUUUCAUGGCUCAGGGCCACAUGAUUCCCAUGGUUGAUAUUGCAAGGCUUCUGGCUCAGCGCGGUGUGACCAUAACAAUUGUCACAACUCCUCACAACGCAGAGAGGUUCAAGAAUGUAUUCGACCGUGCCAUCGAGUCUGGUUUGCCCAUCAACGUAGUGCAUGUGAAGCUUCCAUAUGCAGAAGCUGGGCUGCCAGAAGGAAAAGAGAAUCUCGACUUGCUCGACUCGAUAGAGUUCAGGGUACCUUUCUUUAAAGCAGCUAACAUGCUAGAAGAGCCGGUCCUGAAGCUACUAGAAGAUAUGAAACCUAGACCAAGCUGUCUAGUUUCUUCUUUUUGUUUGCCUUAUACAAGUAAAGUCGCCAAGGCGUUCAAUAUACCAAAGAUCGUUUUCCAUGGAUUGUCUUGCUUUUGUCUUUUGUGCAUGCAUGUUUUACGCCAAAACCUAGACAUCUUGCAGAACUUAAAGUCUGACAAAGAGUAUUUCUUUGUUCCUAGUUUUCCUGACAGAGUUCAAUUCACAAAGCCUCAGUUCCCUGUGAGCACCAAUGAAAAGGGAGGUUGGACGGACAUCUUGGACGCAAUGAUAGAAGCAGAUAACACAUCUUACGGUGUAAUCACCAACACAUUUCAAGAGCUGGAACCUGCUUAUGUCAAAGAGUACAAAGACGCUAGAGAUGGGAAAGUAUGGUCAAUUGGACCUGUUUCCUUGUGCAACAAGAUAGAAGACAAAGCUGAGAGGGGAAACAAGGCGGUUAUUGGCCAAGAAGAGUGUAUCAAGUGGCUUGAUUCUAAAGAAAAAGGGUCGGUGAUAUAUGUUUGCCUUGGAAGUAUCUGCAAUCUUCCUCUCUCUCAGCUCAAGGAGCUAGGGCUUGGCCUAGAGAAAUCUCAAAGACCUUUCAUCUGGGUCAUUAGAGGUUGGGAAAAGUAUAAUGAGCUCGCUGAGUGGUUAUUAGAGAGCGGUUUUGAAGAAAGGGUCAAAGAGAGAGGGCUUCUCAUAAAAGGAUGGGCACCUCAAGUGCUUAUCCUUUCACAUCCUUCUGUUGGAGGAUUCUUGACACAUUGUGGAUGGAACUCAACUCUAGAAGGAAUCACCUCGGGUGUUCCAUUGCUCACAUGGCCAUUGUUUGGAGAUCAGUUUUGUAACCAGAAGCUGAUCGUGCAAGUUCUUAAAGUCGGUGUAGGAGCUGGGAUUGAAGAGGUUAUGAAAUGGGGUGAAGAGGAGAAGAUAGGAGUAUUGGUGGAUAAUGAAGGUGUGAAGAAGGCAGUUGAAGAGUUGAUGGGUGAUGGUGAUGAUGCUAAGGAGAGAAGAAGAAGAGCCAAAGAGCUUGGAGAAUUAGCUCACAGGGCUGUGGAUGAAGGAGGCUCUUCUCAUUCUGACAUCACAUUCCUCUUACAAGACAUAUCGCAGUUAGCACAAUCCAGGAAUUGAUUAUACGUCAAUAUUUUCUUAAAGCUAUAAAAAUAAAGUUACCAAUAAUGUCUUUCUUAAGUAAACUAUAGUUUAUCAUUCCUAUAAUAAUGUAGUUUAUCAUAGAAAAGAUAAACAAUAUUAAAGAUAAAUAAAAUCUCAAGUAAACUAGUUUAUCAUA